This is a messenger RNA of Prunus avium (sweet cherry), 1681 nucleotides long. Lineage: Eukaryota; Viridiplantae; Streptophyta; Magnoliopsida; Rosales; Rosaceae. The record is from RefSeq and is a predicted model, not a curated record.
UAUGACCUCCAUAGUAGUAACGGUUCUUCGGUUCAAAUAGAACCAAUAUAGAUAUCACUGAAAAACCAGAACCCCUUUUGAGUUCCUCCAUGGCCACAAACCAUUUUCCAACCUCAGAAACACCCUCUUGCAAAGCACACUGACUUACUGACUUACACUCUGCAAACCCUAAUGGCUUCUCUUCAACCUUCAUGGCUCGCUUCCCUCAACACCAUCUCUUCCACAACAAAACCCACUCUUUUCCCCUCCACAAACCUUAACAAGCCCCACCCUUUAAAACCAUUCAAACUCUCCUUCUCUCUGAACCCACCCAAUGCUGAAUCUUCACAACCCAACUCUCCAAAUUCGCCCGAAACAACGCCGGAAGCCGAGCCUGGGCCAACGGACCCUGUCAAGCUCGCACUGGAGAAUGCCAAGGCGUAUAAGAAGUCAGUGCAAAUGAACAAGAAAUUGAAAAUUGAGAAAAACUCAGUUAAGAAUGGUGAUGGGAUUGCUGGAAAUGGUGAGUCGGGCCCGGAUGGAGCUGGCGGUGGGAAGAAGGAAGUGCCUGCUGCGGUUAAGAUUGCAAUGGAGAAAGCUAAAGAGUAUAAGAAGAGUAAAGGCAUUGUGGGUGGUGACAUUAAUGCUGGGGAGAGUGACAAAAUUUCAGGUUUGGAGGAAAGUACUGGGGGAAACUUGGGGAAUGAGAUAGUAGACAAGAAGGGAAAAUUGUCAGUUUCAAGUAUUGAUUUUGUGGGACUUGGCUUUGCGGAUAAGAAGGAGGGUAGAGGACUGCCAGCUGGGUUGAUUCCAAUAGCAGACUAUUUUCCAGAAGGGAACUCACCUGACGUUGAGAUUAUAGUCGGGGACACUAGAAAUUUUGAUGCAGUGGCACGGAAGCCAGAGCAGACUCAAGGAGACAACUCAGAUCUUUACAAGCCAAAAGUUUCUUCAUGGGGUGUAUUUCCUAGACCGAACGACAUUUCAAAAACGUUUGGUGGUGGAAGAGUUAUACACCCUGGGGAAGUGCUGGAAACAGCUGAAGAAAAAGCUGCUAAAGAAGCACGCACAAGACAAUUAGUUGCUGAUUACAAGAGUAAAAUGGGCAUGAACAUUGAUCCAAAGCUAAGAUCUGAAUGUGAGAAGGCACUAAAGGAUGGUGACACAUUGAUGGAUGUUGGAGAGCUUAAGGAAGCAUUAAUCUACUAUGAGCAGGUUAUGGAUAAGUUACCAUUUAAGGUAAUGUUGCUGAACUGCUUGCUCAUAUAAAACAAUAAAUAAAUUUUGCUACGAACAUAUUUGGACAAUGGGUAUUUUUUACUAUGACGAAAUGAUACAUACCUCUCUGAUUUGCCGCAAUUUCAAUAAUUUACAUGCCAAUUAGUGUUCCUUGUAGGAGUAUUGUUGUAAAUUGUAAGACUCGAUAAGAUUGUAAGUUGACUGAUAUCGUUUAUGUUGUCAGCUUAUACCAUCGCAAACAAGUAUUUUAUUGGGAGAAGUAUUGAGGACUUGUCAUGCGUUGGUCCUUACUAACCCUGGUUAAGCAAAAUGAUUUACCAUGUCUUCAUAAUCUUUCACAGGCACAAUCUUUGGUUCAAAAUAUCUGAAUCCAAAAUUUUCAUUUCCUGAUAUCUAAUAUUAGUGACAGUGACAUAGCAAUUACUGUCAAUCAUACCCCGUUAAUACGUGACUGGAUUUAGAA